AUCAUGGCAGCAACUAUGCACGAAGGAACUGCCCCAUUUCAGUAUGAGCACCUCCCCAGACCCGCGCAGACCUGGUAUCGCGUGUACGGCGAUCUCACGGUCGGCACCCCCUUGGUGGUGCUGCACGGGGGCCCAGGGUUCUGCCACAACUACCUGCUGCCCCUGGCCGACCUCGCCGGCCCCCAGCGGGCGGUGAUCCUGUACGAUCAGAUCGGAAACGGGCUGUCGACGCACUACCCGGAGAAAGUCGGCGAUCAGGGGUUCUGGACGGUCGAGCUGUUUGUCGCCGAGCUGGCCAACCUGCUCGCCCACCUGGGGCUCGCGGCCGGCCGCCCCUUCGAUCUCCUGGGCCACUCGUGGGGAGGCAUGCUGGGCGCCGAGUUCGCCAUCCGGCGGCCGGCGGCGGCGGCGGGGGGCCUGCGGCGCCUCGUGCUCUCCAACGCCCCGGCCUCGGUGUCGCUGUGGUUGGAGUCCGUGAACGGGCUCCGCGCGACGUUACCGGCGGACGUGCAGGCGACGCUGCAGCGGUGCGAGGCUGAGGGGCGGCUCGACUCGAAGGAGUACGAGGACGCCACCAUGGUCUUCCUGUCGCAGUUCUCCUGUCGGGUGGACCCCUGGCCGCAGGAGUUUGUGGAUAGUAUCGUCUGGGCCACCGAGACGGAUCCCACCGUUGCGUCUACCAUGCUGGGCCCGUCCGAGUUCUGGAUCGAGGGCAACCUGAAGGAUUGGAGCGUGCUGGAUCGUCUACAUGCGAUCCGGGUGCCCACGCUGCUGAUCAACGGGAAAUAUGACGAGGCCCAGGAUAGUACCGUCGAGCCGUUCUUCUGGGCCAUCGAUAAGGUGAAAUGGGUGACUUUGGCGGAGAGCUCCCACUGUCCGCAGUUUGACGAGCCGGAAAAAUAUCUGCAGGUCAUCCGGGACUUUUUGGGCGCUCGGUAG
Molecule: messenger RNA, 939 nt
Organism: Aspergillus fijiensis CBS 313.89
Lineage: Eukaryota; Fungi; Ascomycota; Eurotiomycetes; Eurotiales; Aspergillaceae
Product: proline-specific peptidase
Exons: 2
Biological process (GO): proteolysis
Molecular function (GO): peptidase activity
Source: RefSeq, a predicted model, not a curated record